Molecule: messenger RNA, 4920 nt
Organism: Triplophysa rosa
Lineage: Eukaryota; Metazoa; Chordata; Actinopteri; Cypriniformes; Nemacheilidae
Gene: slitrk4
Product: SLIT and NTRK-like family, member 4
Exons: 3
Coding region: 665-3160 (831 amino acids)
Biological process (GO): regulation of presynapse assembly; positive regulation of synapse assembly; axonogenesis
Cellular component (GO): glutamatergic synapse; membrane
Molecular function (GO): protein binding
Source: RefSeq, a predicted model, not a curated record
UGCGUUUUCUCUCCUGCCGCUUUACCGUGUGGGAAGCUCAAUGCAGCAGCAAAACCAACAUACUUAGAAGAAGACGAGGUGGAAUAGUUGGUUUACAAGACCGCUCUCUUAAUUAGCAAGAUGACUGCGCCAACAAUUAUUUUCACGGUGUGGUUUAGCGUGUCACCUGUUUUUCGAGUGCUUUUUACUCAUUUGAAUUAUUAAUUUCCUCGCCAGUUCGGUCGCCGAUACCCCUCGAGUGACAUUCGAGCGCGUAGUUCGUUUUUCUCUUAUCCCGCAACUUGCAUAUUCUUCAUAAACGGCUGGAAUCAAAGGAGUCUGAUUUUCAGUCAUCAGGGAGAAUGCUGGACUUGUUUUGCAUCCCAAUCCACCACUUGCUAUUUCAUCAUUUUCACUCUGCUUUCGAAACGACUUCGUUCUUCAGAGCCUCGACGUUUUUGAGAUGCCUCAGAAGAGCUCAGUAACCUUGGGAUUUUAUGACACAAUAUAUGUUUUGUACAAGUGGAGCCUGACAGGGAGAGAGACUGAGACUGAAAUUUGAACCUGACUGAAUGGGUAUAGUCCCUCUCUUGGCGCUCCCCAUGUCCGGUGUCAUCUGAAAAAGAGGGAGAUAUUAUCAAAGCCGGUUACUAAAUGGUUUACUGGGGGAUUUUUAAAAGGCAAAAUGCUGCUGCUUGUUCUGUUGGCCUUUUCCAUAUCGAGUUCAUUUUCUGACUCGGAUUCGGACCUCAGAGCUGAGACCUGCAGCGCUUGCUCCUGCAUGUCCAUCGAAAACGUCCUCUAUGUGAACUGUGAAAAAAUAACUGUGUAUAGACCAACGCAGCUGCAGCCGCCAGUAUCCAUCCUCUACCAUUUGAAUUUCCAGAACAACCUUUUGUACAUCCUUUACCCCAACUCUUUUUUGAAUUUCACACAUGCAGUCUCACUCCAGUUGGGGAACAACAAACUCCAGAACAUUGAGGGAGGGGCGUUCAUGGGGCUUAGUGCAUUGAAACAGUUGCACUUAAAUAACAAUGAAUUAAAGGAGCUCCGCGCUGACACUUUUCGGGGGAUCGAGAACUUGGAAUAUCUCCAGGCAGACUACAAUUUAAUCAGGUUUAUAGAGAAAGGAGCCUUCAACAAACUGCAUAAACUGAAAGUCCUAAUUUUAAAUGACAAUCUUAUUCAAAGCCUACCUGAGAACAUUUUUCGAUUCGCCUCCCUUACUCAUUUGGACAUAAGAGGAAACAGGAUACAGAAGCUUCCUUAUCUUGGAGUUCUGGAGCACAUUGGGAGGAUCGUGGAAUUGCAGUUGGAUGACAACCCGUGGAAUUGCACUUGUGAUUUGUUACCAUUAAAGGCCUGGUUGGAGAACAUGCCCUAUAAUAUUUUUAUCGGGGAGGCUAUCUGUGAGACCCCUAGUGAUCUUUAUGGCCGGCUUUUAAAGGAGACCAACAAACAGGAGCUGUGCCCGAUGGGGACAGGCAGUGACUUUGAUGUACGGAUGCCCCCCUCUCAACCUGAAGGUGGGCUUACGAUGUCUAACAUGGCACCCUCAACCAUAGCACCUUUAGUUACCAAAGCACCCAAAACCACCAAUCCCUCCAAAAUAUACGGCAAUGGAAUUGUUGCUGGUAAUCCAGCUGGAAAAAAUGGCCAAAUUGUGUCCUACCAAACUAGAAUUCCUCCCCUGUCUUGUCCCCAGCCAUGUACAUGCAAAGCUCACCCGUCUGACUUUGGUAUUAGCGUCAGCUGUCAAGAAAGGAACAUCCAGAGUCUAGCAGAUCUGAUACCUAAACCGCAAAAUGCCAAGAAAUUGCACCUUAGUGGUAAUUACAUCCGAGAUAUCAACCCCACCGACUUUCAGGGUUUUGAGGGGUUAGAUUUAUUACAUUUGGGCAGCAAUCAAAUAUCCACCGUCCAAAAAGGUGUGUUUUCAAACCUGACCAACCUCCGUAGGUUAUACCUUAAUGGAAACCAGCUGGAGCAGCUGCACCCUGAAAUGUUUCUUGGGCUUAGUAAUCUCCAAUAUCUCUAUUUGGAGUACAAUGCCAUAAAGGAGGUGUUAGCAGGGACAUUUGACUCAAUGCCAAAUUUGCAGCUCUUGUACCUGAAUAACAAUGUGCUCAGAAGCCUUCCCGCAUAUAUCUUUGCAGGCAUCUCUCUAGCCAGAUUGAAUCUAAAGAACAACCACUUCAUGACGUUGCCUGUGAGUGGCGUCCUAGACCAGCUCAAAACUCUCACUCAGAUAGACCUGGAUGGCAACCCCUGGGAAUGCUCCUGCGAUUUGGUGGCUCUUAAACUGUGGCUUGAGAAACUGAACGAAGGAGUGGCCGCCAAGGGUUUCAAGUGUGCAUCUCCUGUGCAGUUCUCCAACAUCGAGCUGAGGGAGCUAAAAAAUGAGAUCAUUUGUCCCAAGCUCAUCGCCAGGCCUCCUUUUAUCCUGACCAGUGCCACCCCCCUUCUCACAUCACUGUCAUCUGCCGGAGUUGGCAAGGCACCUUCCAGUGGCCCUGUGCCGCUGUCUAUUAUGAUCUUGAGCAUUCUGGUGGUUCUGAUCCUCACUGUCUUUGUGGCCUUCUGCCUGCUGGUCUUUGUGCUGAGACGCAACAAAAAGCCGGCAGGGAGACAGGAGGGACUUGGAAACCAGGAGUGUGGCUCCAUGCCUCUCCAGAUCAGGAGGCACAAUCACAAAUCAAACAAGAAGGAUGAUCUGGGUGGCGAGACCUUCAUCCCGCAGACCAUCGAGCACAUGAGCAAAGCUCACACCUGUGGAAUUAGAGACUCGGAGUCGGGUUACAAAUUCAUAGACUCAGAACGUCAGAAAAUGAUGUUACGCAACAGCGCCGAUAAAGACAAAGACUCUCUUUCCCUGGAAGCUAGGAAGAGAUUAAGCACCAUCGAUGAGCUGGACGAGUUCUUACCGGGACGAGACAACAUGUUCCUCCACAAUUACUUGGAGAGCAAAAAGGAUUUCAACAGUAUAGGGGUGAGUGGCUUUGAGAUCCGUUACCCCGAGAAACCACAUGACAAAAAAAUGAAAAAAUCAUUGAUAGGGGGAAACCACAGUAAGAUAGUCAUUGAGCAGCGUAAGAGUGAUUAUUAUGAACUAAAAGCAAAAAUGGGGACCCCAGACUACCUUCAAGUACUAGAGGAACAGACAGCUCUCAGUAAAUUCUAGAACUUCAUCUCCAUCUGCCCCAUAUUGACAAAAGUGCCUUAUGACAUUUCUUAAUGACCAGUGGAAUACCGGACACGUUUCAGUCAAUACAAAACAUAACUCUCCGUAUCUUAGAAUCGGUGGCUGUGUUAAAAUUACAUUUUUACAUGUUUAUGUUAUGAUGCCAUUAAGAAGUAAGAAUCACAUCAGUCAGUAUAGAAUGAUAUAUCCUUACACACAGUUGUAGUUUGCUGCUAUUUAUAUGAGUUCCAUAAAAUUCCACAGAACUUUGUUUUGAACCAAAUGAUUGGGUCAUGAAACAGUGUUGAGUGUACUUCAUAUUGACCCCUCUUCAUUGUUUUUGGUUGGAAGUAUUUUUAGGAAUCUUGGGAUGACAAAAUCAAAUGGAGUGGAAGAAUUGGAAGUUGUCUCAUGCUUGAAAGUGGUGGAAUACCGCAGACUGCCCACACUUGGAUUAUAUUUUGCCACUUUUGGGGGCCUUGAAACUGAUGGAUUUGAUUAUAACGGAAGGUACUGGCAGCCAACAUCCAUACAUUUUGGAUUAUUCCAAUGACCUGUAAAGAGCCAUUUGAUAUUGUUCUGCUGAAAUGUGAUCCCUUUUGAAGUGUUUGAGUAUGGCACAUGACAGGACAUUCAUGAACUCAAGAGAAACUAAACAGCUGCUUGCCAUGUAAGCGUAUCUGGAUUUAUUUUGUAAGUCGACAUUAUUUGUAUUUGUGGGGCAGUUGUGUAAAUUACAACAGUCAACAAUUUAAUUCAACAAUCUCAUCCUCAAAAUAAAAUGGAUUCAAGAAAAAUAUAUAAAAAGUCAAAAAAGAACAAAAAACAAUGAUGACCACUGUCAGCUGUCAAAUUCGUAGUUUAACUUCAUAUUUAAUUUAUUUUUCUAUGCAGGAUUAUUUAAAGAUUAUUGGUACUAUUUAACAGUUUCAAGAGACAUUUUGAAUGCUAUAAAUUAUUCAGGCUCUGAAGUUCUAAAUAUAAAAUUAUGUUCUGACCUGAGUUACAUUCUGGAUUUUUCUGGUGCCCUGAUUGACAGAGGAUUAGAGAUGACAGUGAUGUAAUUCUCACUGUCAUGUUGCACGAGGUACGGCCUCAUAGUGUGUCAAGUCUAACAGUUUGCUUAUUCUUAUAUCCCAGAACAACUUGUAAAAGGUUUCUUAUUAACAAUAUGCAACCAAAUAAGUGUGCAUUACUGUGAUAUGAUUCUGGAUAGUUCAAAUGUGGAUCAGGGGAAUUAAAUGCUAAUCGGCUGUAAUACACUGGAUAAUUUAUUGGAUUUGCUGGGAGGAUUGUGUUUUAGCAACACCAACUGUGAGAUCCAACCUGCUUUGUGAAAAGGCGGCAGAUUUGGUCCGAAUCAUAUCACAUUUCAUGUGCAAUAUUAUUAUGCUCAAUCAUAUUAGCUUGAAAUCUUUAUUUUGUUUCGUCCGUUCAAGUUAAUAUAACAGAGAGAGAGAGCUUAAUUUUUUUAAAGAAAAGGCUUAAUUUCACUCAGUCUUUAUUUAAAAUAUUAAGUUAAUGAUUGUUUAAAAUAGAAUGUACCAUGAGAGAUAAAAUAAAUACAAUUUUAUAUUGGUCAUGAAGAAUCUGUAUAUUGGUUGAUUUCAUUGUGCAAUCCUGUUGAGGUCAAGUUAUUAAAAUUCUAUUUCAUUUGCUUUGUCUUUUAUUCUGCCUUUCUUAUUUCUGUUUACACAAGUGUUGCCAUGUUUUGUUAAUCGUUAAAGUUGCUUUUGAAAUAAAAGGCCCUGAAUGCUCUU